Pomacea canaliculata is the source of this 1601-nucleotide messenger RNA. RefSeq names its product N-acetylneuraminate lyase-like. The record is from RefSeq and is a predicted model, not a curated record. Gene Ontology annotation, molecular function: 4-hydroxy-tetrahydrodipicolinate synthase activity; N-acetylneuraminate lyase activity. The transcript has 12 exons. Bases 16 to 825 code for a protein of 269 amino acids. Gene Ontology annotation, biological process: N-acetylneuraminate catabolic process. Lineage: Eukaryota; Metazoa; Mollusca; Gastropoda; Architaenioglossa; Ampullariidae.
UGCGCUGUGCAGGUGAUGGCGGGCUGGUGGGCACGUUCACACCACAGAUGUGCCUUGUCCCAGAGAGAGAUGCGAGGAGCAGACUGCGCAUGCACCAGGGACGAGAUAGUGUGCGACCUUUGCCCCCAGCCUGGGUGCCUGACCUCGUACACAAGGUGUCGGGACUUGGAGCCGGCGGUUGACACAAUGACGACUUCCGGUGGCUGUGGACUGUUUUCUAUUUUGCAGGUGAAGACUAAUGUUAAAAUUGGGGGCAUCCUGGCUGCUCCCCUCACACCCUUCACACGUGACGGUGACGUGUGGAUGGACGCACUGCCGCAGUACGCACGCUACCUCGACACCCACGACAUCGACGGCGUCUUCAUUCUCGGCACUAUGGGAGAAGGCAUGUCUCUGACGGUGGAAGAGAGGAAGAGAGUGGCGGAAGCAUGGAUGACCCAGAUCGCCGACACCCUGAGGCUGAAGACCGUUAUUGUCCAGGUGGGCGCCGGCAACUUGAAGGAGUCUGUGGAGCUGGCAAGACAUGCUGAGGAGAUUGGAGCCACAGCCAUCGCCUGUAUGUCUCCUUCUUACUUCAAACCCACCACGGAGGAGGUUCUGGUGGAGUACAUGGCCACAGUGGCUGCGGCGGCGCCCACAACACCUUUCUACUACUACGACAUCAACUUCAUGACUGGACUUUACUUGAACACCGCACGCUUCCUAGAGGUGGCCGGCGACAAGAUCCCGUCACUGGCGGGAGGCAAAAUCUCGUCGAGAGAGUUACCCACCCUGCUGGACUGCACGCUAGUCGCGGGGGCGCUAUCAAGUGAUGAUAGGAACUGAUGAGCAAUUCCUGCCCGCGCUGGCCCUGGGCAUCGACGUGCCCAUCUUAAACGGCUUUCUGGGCGGCAUCUACCGACGACUGAAGGAGGCCUUCGACGACAACGACCUGCAAACUGCUCGUCAGCAACAGAUCCUGGCCCGUAAACUCACACAACUUCGUGAGAAAUACGGUGGGGGGCCGGCCAUGGUGAAGGGAAUCAUGCGAUGUCUGGGCGUGAACCUGGGGUCAGUGCGUCUGCCCCUCAAGGACCUGUCGGAGGAGCAGGUGGCGAGCUUAGGCCGGGACCUGCAGGACCUGGGGCUGACAGAAUAAAGCAUCUGACACACAGGAUGUCUUCUCCAGCAACUAGAAGCCUAAUUAACGGUGAUCACCAAGCAGUAGAGGGUUAAUCAGACGAUGUACACAAGACAACAAGGUGAAACAAGUACUUCACAUACGUAAACAGAACUCAGGUGAGAGGUCAACAGUCGACCCCGGACUCCAUCGCCCUGAUAAUCAGAAACUGAAGCAAGAAGCCAGCUGCGGUCCACACCAGUGUAACACAGACACAAUGGAGGUUUUCAGGAAAAGCAGAGAUUAGUUGUUGGUCCACAGACAUCGACUACUUUGUGACUGUCAUGGAGGGUGUGUCACGUGAUUGCAGCAUGCAGCUGAGCACCCAGGUGAGAAAAGGAAAUAAGUCCGGCGAUGCUUCAGUCCGAGCAAAGACAGCCUGGCAGAGAGAAAACUAUUUCUAACUUCACAGAACUUUUGAAUUAAAAGAAAGUGAUCACGA